Molecule: messenger RNA, 1442 nt
Organism: Phaeodactylum tricornutum CCAP 1055/1
Lineage: Eukaryota; Bacillariophyta; Bacillariophyceae; Surirellales; Neidiaceae
Exons: 1
Coding region: 57-1442 (461 amino acids)
Source: RefSeq, a predicted model, not a curated record
AAGACCACCGCCAAGGUGGUUGUUGAUCUUACUGUUGAUCAUAGCCGAUAGCAAGUAUGCAAUCCUCCGUAACGGCUGCAAGAGGCGUUUCACGGCAGCGGAGAUGGCUUGCUUCGAAAACGACAACAACAACGAACAACAAGACUAGCCUUGUACGACCGCACAACAGAAUGUCUCCAUCGACAUAUAGCCUGGGCGCUGCUUCGGCAAUCCCCAUAUCCGUACGCGCCUUAAAUGGGUUACCGAAUUCAAUCUUUCGAUUCGAUACAGGUCAUUUGGCUCAUCGUUGCUUUUCAGCAGUAUCUGCGUCUUCGACCAACUCGAAACUACGCAGUCUCGUCAAGCCGUUUCUCUUAAAGUGCCAUCCGGAUGUUCAGACCUCGGAUGACGCGAAGCAGAUUAACCUCAGAGCGGUUCAGAAUCUAAAUAGUUAUUUGGAUUCCAUACGGGUGAUUUCCGACGGAAAAAUGCUGAGAAAGCCGGAGUCAUCGAUCUUCGAAGUAGACUUUUUGAUUCAGCGCGAUGCAAAAGUAACGAGAAAGAAAAUCCGCAGUGUAUCUAGUCGAAAGUGUGUUGAGUUGCAGCUUCCGUCGUGGCGUUUGGUUCGGUCCUGUUCUACUGCUGUCAAAACUGCCGCGGACUCCCAGCAAGGUUUUGGGUCUGCGCCUGCUAUUGCUCGACAACAGGUAGAACACCAUGCGGAGCUCGAAAUUGCUAAGCUAUUGAAAGUAGCGGGUCUUACAGUUCCAAAUGACAUUGCCCUUGUUUCCCCUGAUGAUAUGAACGGAAAUAGGGAAAGCUUAGGCUCUGACGACGAAUCACAGAUGGAGCCUUCAUCUACUCGUCCCCAUGCCUUUCAUGGGAUGCCUUCUUCCCGUAUUCGACUCAGUCGCUACGAACAAACUAGAGAGGUCUAUCCUAGUCGUAUUGAUUGGAAAAAAUACAAUCAAAUCUAUAAGGAAGCCGUGGCAGACAUGCACGCCGAUAUUGCGACAGAAUGUUUAAUUGCCAAGCACCCGGGAAGGCGACGAAAACACAUUGCAAGCAUUCUGUCACGUGUGCGUCUGUCGGCAAAUAUCUCUGUCGUUGAGCAAGUUAUUGCGUUUCGGCGGCUGUCGCUUUUGUUAGAUGAGAAUUUCAAUGAUUUGUGCUUGGAGGACUUUGGACAUCUUUGGGAGAAAAUGCUUCUGGUUUUGACUCCCUCUCGGGACUACAAUAGCAGUAGCUCGGCGCGAUAUAAGCGACUACAACGGCAAGGAGACAGCGGCUUCUUGUUUACCGUCCAUCCAGACAAUAAUGUUACCAUCCACAUUCCCAUUGACUUCGAUGACAGCGAAUUGAUUCAAGAAUUGGAGCAAAAUGUGUGGUCUUUUUACGAGCUAACUGGUGAUGGCUUGGAUGAAAUAUUUCCUGACGGAAUGACCUGGAACAAUACGUUUUAA